AUGUGCGUGUGUUUUCACGUGACAAUCCCACCCACCUGUUGCCUCUCCCUCCCACCCACCCACCUCGUCAUAGCACCCACCACCUCCACCCCACCAUCCUUUCUUUCCCACCGAGCCGUCCUCUCUCCCUCCCACCCGCCCUCGCCUCUCCUUUCUACCCGCCGUCGCCGCUCCCUCCUCCCACCGUCGCCGCUCCCUCCCACCCCGCCGUUGCCUCUCCCUCCGCCGUCGCCUCACCCUCCGCCGUCGCAUCUCCCUCCGCCGUCGCCUCUCCCUCCGCCGUCGCCUCUCCCUCCGCCGUCACCUCUCCCUCCGCCGUCGCCUCUCCCUCCGCCGUCGCCUCUCCCUCUGCCGUCGCCUCUCCCUCCGCCGUCGCCUCUCCCUCUGCCGUCGCCUCUCCCUCCGCCGUCGCCUCUCCCUCCGCCGUCACCUCUCCCUCCGCCGUCGCCUCUCCCUCCGCCGUCGCCUCUCCCUCCGCCGUCGCCUCUCCCUCCCCAUAGUCUCCUCCCUCCCCGUCCCGUCGCCUCCGCUCCUUCCCAUCCCGUCGCCUCCGCUCCCUCCCAUCCCGUCGCCUCCGCUCCCUCCCAUCGCCUCGCCUCCGCUCCCUCCCAUACCGUCGUCGUCCCCUCCCACCCCGCCGUUGCCUCUCUCACCUACCCUGCCGUCGCCACUCCCUACCCUCCCGCCGCCGUCUCUCCCUUCCAUUCCGCCUCUCCUCGCCCUCAUCCCCGCCGCGCCACUCCCUCCCGUCCCGCCGUGGGGCGGUUUGAGAGCAUGGAUAAGGAUGUUGUGGGCAAGGGCGAGUGCGAGGUUGAAUAUGAGAGCAAGCGCAUGAGUGAGUGCGAGAGUAGUGAGAAGGUGAGUGAGAAAGCAAGUUUGAGAGUGAGUGCAAGUGUGAGUGUGAGGGCGAGUUUGAGGUGUAAGAGUGAGUGCGAGGGUGAGUACGAGUAUGUGCAAGAGAAAGUGGGAGAUAGAGGGCGAGUAGGACUGCAAGAAGGAGUGCGAGCCAGAGUGUGGGCGUGGCUGUAG
Molecule: messenger RNA, 1029 nt
Organism: Closterium sp. NIES-65
Lineage: Eukaryota; Viridiplantae; Streptophyta; Zygnematophyceae; Desmidiales; Closteriaceae
Source: the annotation of a GenBank genome assembly